AUGGUCAAGGAGCUGAACAGCGAUGAGAAGAAGGAGGCGGUGGCGGCCUUCCGCGCCCUCGGUGUCUGCGAGCAGCUAGCGGAGGCCGCCGCGGGCCUCGGCUGGCGCAAGCCGACGCCCAUUCAGCAGCAGGCGGUGCCGUACCUCCUCGAGGGCAAGGACAUCAUCGGCCUCGCGCAGACGGGCUCCGGAAAGACGGGCGCCUUCGCACUCCCCAUCAUCCAGGACCUGCUCGACAACCCCCAGCCGCUGUUCGCCCUCGUGCUCUCCCCGACCCGGGAGCUGGCGAUCCAGAUCUCGGAGCAGUUCGAGGCGCUCGGCGCCGGCAUCGGCCUGCGGUGCGCGGUGCUGGUGGGCGGCAUCGACAUGAUGGCGCAGGCCAUCGCGCUCGGGCGCCGGCCGCACGUCGUCGUCGGCACGCCCGGCCGCGUCGUCGACCACCUCUCCAACACCAAGGGCUUCACGCUCCGGGCGCUCAAGCACCUCGUGCUGGACGAGGCGGACCGUCUCCUGAACAUGGACUUCGAGGCGGAGAUCGACCAGAUCCUCAAGGUGGUGCCGCGGGAGCGACGCACGCAGCUCUUCUCCGCGACGAUGACGCAGAAGGUGGCGAAGCUGCAGCGCGCGUGCCUCUCGAGCCCCGUGCGCGUCGAGAUCUCGCACAAGUACCAGACCGCGGACAACCUGCGUCAGCAGUUUUUGUUCGUACCGGCCAAGUACAAGGAGUGCUACCUCGCGCACGUGCUCACGGAGCUCGCGGGGUGCACCGCGAUGGUCUUCACGCGCACGUGCGACUCCACGCGCCGCCUCGCGCUCAUGCUCCGCAACCUGGGCCUCGACGCCGUGCCCAUCCACGGGCAGAUGUCGCAGCCGAAGCGGCUCGCGGCGCUCAACAAGUUCAAGGCCGGGGACCGCAGCAUCCUCGUCGCGACGGACGUGGCCGCGCGCGGCCUCGACAUCCCCAGCGUCGAGGUCGUGCUCAACUACGACGUCCCGACCAACUCCAAGGACUACGUGCACCGCGUGGGGCGCACCGCGCGCGCGGGGCGGUCCGGGCGGUCGGUGACGCUCGUGACGCAGUACGACGUCGAGCUGUUCCAGAAGAUCGAGCAGCUGAUCAAGCUCAAGAUGGAGAAGUACGACGCGCCGCAGGACGAGGCGCUCCUGCUCCUGGAGAGGGUCAACGAGGCCUCGCGCAUCGCGGCGCGAACCAUCAAGGAGAAGGACGAGAAGAAGGGGAAGCGGAAGGGCGCGGUGGACGACGGCGACGACGACGGCGGCGCGAUGGCGUACAAGCCGCGGAUGGGCAAGAAGCCCCGCCGGUGA
Messenger RNA from Pedinophyceae sp. YPF-701, 1326 nucleotides. Lineage: Eukaryota; Viridiplantae; Chlorophyta; Pedinophyceae. The record is from the annotation of a GenBank genome assembly.